AUGGCUAUCGACAACCAGCAACGCUUCGGUGGAUUGAACUUCGACAUGCCUUAUACCAACCCACCACAGUUCACCAACCCGUGGACAUCACAGUCGCCGCCAGCUCAGAGCCAAGAUAUCUACGCUCAGUCUCACGGCCUACCGACCAAUGUCGGACUGGAUGGUAUUGCGAAGCAACAAGCUUCAAUGGGAUCAUAUGCUGGCGUACCCAUCAGCGCGGCAUCAGCAGGUAGCUCUCUCUUAGCAGACGCGUAUGGCACGCAGGAUUUACUCACCAUGUCCCAAGAUCAGUUACUGAGUCCUGUUCGUCCGACUGGCUUUGCAGCCGAAGCUCUCUAUGGCAAUGCGUCUUCUCCUGUUCACAGCAAUUACCCACCAACAUCGUCACCAUAUGACGCUAUGGGAUAUGCGCCUGCGCCGGUACGAUCAACAUACGCAAUCUCACACCAAGACACAAGACGUCUAUCCUCCACCCCGUCAGUAGCCUCAAGUUCUAGUUCUUACCCCGACAUCUCGGAGGAACGCCUCCAACGUCAAAACUCAAUUAUUGACUUUCACGACAGAGGAAUGCCAAAUGAUCAGACACGAAGCUUUGGCGAUGCCAUUGACGCGAGCAGAGGCAUGAUCGCAAUGAGCCAGAAUACGACACCAAGAAAUAUAUAUGGAGCGCAAGGACGUGUUGGAAGAGGAUCAGGUGAUUCGUACGGGUUUCCACCAGCGCAUUCAUCAAGUUCGUCGAUUUCAUCAUCGUCGAACUAUCCUUCAUAUUUCAACAGUGGAUCGGUAGAUUCAUCGGUUAGCGAUUAUUCUAAUGCCGGUUCAGACAUUGAGUCUGUCUCGUCACGGACGCUUCCAAGGCCAUCAAACUUCGCUUCGAGCAAUGGUUUACCGCCAGCGCCUCAGUCAAUGAUGGGUCAAUUCAGUUCAAAAGUAUCAUCAAGCACACAGAAGAAACACAAGUGCAAGGUUUGCGACAAGAGGUUUACGCGACCAAGUUCGUUACAAACGCACAUGUACAGCCACACAGGCGAGAAGCCAUUCUGCUGUGAAGUUGAAGGUUGCGGUAGACAUUUCUCCGUCGUCUCCAAUUUAAGAAGACAUCGCAAAGUCCACAAAGGGGAAGCGAUGUCAGAAGCUGGGUCCGAGGACCAUCAUUCAGAUGAUUGA
This is a messenger RNA of Glarea lozoyensis ATCC 20868, 1167 nucleotides long. Its product is annotated as C2H2 and C2HC zinc finger. Gene Ontology annotation, biological process: regulation of transcription by RNA polymerase II. The transcript is spliced from 2 exons. Gene Ontology annotation, cellular component: nucleus. Gene Ontology annotation, molecular function: RNA polymerase II cis-regulatory region sequence-specific DNA binding; DNA-binding transcription factor activity, RNA polymerase II-specific. The record is from RefSeq and is a predicted model, not a curated record. Bases 1 to 1167 code for a protein of 388 amino acids. NCBI's taxonomy places the organism in Eukaryota, Fungi, Ascomycota, Leotiomycetes, Helotiales, Helotiaceae.